GGGUUGGUGACACGAAGAGGGUCUCACUCAGGAUAUUGGCAUCAGUGUCAAGGCCCCGGAGACCGUCAUUGUUUGGAGAAGCCAGCCGCGAAUGUAAGCCUAAAGGAGAGUAUAGCUGCCGUGCCAGCGGUGAGAAAGUCUCCUGGAAUAUUACAGAGAAGGCAAAGGGCUUUUUGUAGGAUUUAUGUAUAUUAUGUGGUUUACACCAGGAGUAGGCUUCUUACGAUUUUUAUUUCCUCUUCACAACAUUUUGCAGUUUUUCCUCAGAUUGUCAUGUGUGAGGUCACAGCUGCCUGGGUUCUGGAUGAUGGUGUUUCUGCCAGCAUUGUCCACCAAAGGAAGGUCCACUAGAGAAGAAGGGAACCGUGCAAGAAACCAUAACGGAGACUAAAGAGGACAGCAGGAUUAAAAUGGGGUCUGGGGUCCUGAUGCUUGUCCUGGCAGGAUGGACCCUUCAGCAGCCUUGAUGCCAGAUGUAAGGGCCUCACCAUGUGACCACUCGGAGGCCAUCUUGCCUGCUGGACGCAGCCUCCGCUCAGAGUCCUCGUGCUCGGCCCCCCCCUCCCGGCACGAGCUGUCCCCGGGCUACCUGUCCUACUUGCAAUACUUUGACUUACUCCAGCCUCCAGAGGUCACCUGGUUUUCGUGGCAAUGCUGCGAUAACCAGUCUUGGGUUAAGGUACUGCCCCAGCAGCAGUGUGCUCACACUGAGGUCGCCCAGCGGGGACUCCCCGGCCCAAUCCGGUGCAGCCACAGCCAGCAGCCGCCUCUGCCACAGCAUGGAGAACCUGCACUGGGUGGCGGCUUCGGAUCGUGGUGUUUUUGCUGCCCCCUGCAGGAUCAUGGAUGGCGAGUUCAUCUUUCGCUGUGGUGCUCAAUGGAGCAACGGCACACCUGAGGCUUUGUACCCCUGCAGGGUGCCGCUGAGGCAGGACCUGGCCCUCUUCCCACAGUGGUUCUUUCCAGGCCUGGAUGAGAGGGUAAAGAAUGGGACUGCCACCAAGGGUCUGAAAGAGAAGUUUCGCUUCCAGAGCGUUGGGGUCACUGAGCCAAACAAGCCCCUGCGCGCCCCAACUGGCCAGCGUGACCCCAGGGCUGCCUGCUUGAGGAGCCCAGAGGACAUCAAACGGGAGGCCUUGCAGAGGCUCCGCCUCUGCCGCCAGAGAAGCUCCCCUGACCUCUCCUUGUGCUGUCCAGCCCACCCUUUGGAGGUGGCCAAGUCUCGCACUGCGGAGUCCCUGUUCCGCCAGAGCCCCCCUGGACCACUGAACUGCCUGGAGGCUGCGAUAGAGCGCAAGCGCCCCCCCUUAGGCCGGCUGCAUAUCCCCACAUUCGAGGAGUUUAAGAGGAUGAGGCAGAAAGAGAGCAGGCGAGGAAGGGGUGGCCAGGGCCAGGCUGAGGGUGGGCGAGGCCUGGCUCAGAGUCACGAGGACUCGUCAGGGGUGGUGCUUGCUGGACAGGAAGCCAGUGGGGGCCGCAGUGGGGAAGCGGGGGCUGUGAGCACUAACAGGAGCCAUCCCAACAGCGGACAGCUGGAAGCUGCUGAUGGUGGGACUGCGGGCCAGGUCUUUGCGUUGGACAGCAUCACCGUCCCCAUAUGCUCCAGCCCCACACCACGCUCACCACUGCAGCCCCGGCCUGAACCCCAAAUGGACCCGACCGGGACCUCUCUCCAGAACCCCAGUGGUGGCCUGGAGGCCCCGUCUGCAUGCUGUGCCUCCCUGCUGCUGGACGGCUCCAGGAUCACCAGGAUUAAGGACGAGGUCAUUGGCUCAGCGAUUGAGCUCAUCAAAAAGAGCUGCAGUGCUGAGGGCCCCGCCUACCAGUCACGUGACCCGGACAGCUCCCGCCCGAGCCAGCAGUCGGAUGCGGUUUCCAUGACGACAGCGGGCCACGGCACAGAGGCACGGAAUGUGCCAGGCGGAGGAGACACGGGAUGCCCGUCCAGCCCAGGGUGCAGGCGGUCCAGCUCGGACGCGGCCUAUGAGCCGCCAGAGUCGACGAGGGCUCAGCGGGAGCGCCGGCUCCGCCCCCACUUCAGUGACCCAAUGCCAGCCGACGCUGCCAAGCGCAAGCAGCUGGAGAUGAAGAUUGCAGUGGCUGCAAGGCUGCACAGCCUACGGAGGGACAAGGAGGAGGACAGCAGGCCCGUUUCUGAGGCACGGUCAGGAGACAUGGCCGAGGAGGGGCAGCAACGCUGGAGUGACGUCAGCAGCCUGAGUGCUGACAGUGGCGUGGUCGGCCUGGGUGACGAGCGAGAAGAUGAGGAGGAGCCACGGGCAGCUCGACUGGUGACCAAAACUGAACGGGGGGACAGCGAUGUGGACUCUGAGCAGACUCGGUCCUGGGAGAAGCCCAGGGACCCAUUUGGGGCGUGGCGGACCCACCGGCCCUGCCCUGACUGCGGUCGGAGUGAGCCGGCUCGGGCUGAUGGCAUGUGUGAGCGGUGUCUAAAGCAGCGCACAGAACGCAAGGAGGCCAUCUUGGAGUUACUGAACACCGAAGCAAGCUACGGCGAAGACCUGCGCAUCAUUAAGGAGGAGUUCUAUAGCCCCAUGCAAGGUGCAGGGCUGCUCACUGCUGAGCAACUCGUUGUGGUCUUCAGCAACGUGCAGGAGCUCAUAGAUGUCAACGAGAAGUUCACAGAACGCCUACAGGAGAGCAUUGAUCAUGCCUUUGAUCAGGGUGAUGAAGACUUGCAGACCGUCUGCAUAGGCGAGAUCUUCUUGGAGUUUGUCACCAUGCUGCCCGCCUUCCAGACCUACUGCCUGCAACAGUCCGCCUCCGUCAACCUGCUCAAUGGCCUGGAGAAAGAAAAGGAGCUUCUCAGGAUCUUCCUAGACGUCUCUCAGAAUGACAACACGGCUCUGCGACGCAUGAACCUGCGUUCCUUCCUGAUGGCCCCGCUGCAGCGUGUCACGAAGUACCCGCUGCUGCUGAGUCGCAUUAGCAAGGCCACUGGCGAGUGCCACCCAGACCGCGGGCGCCUGCGUGAAGCUAAGAGCCAUGUGGAGUCCCACCUAGAGCACAUCAACACCAAGACGAGGCAGGAGGGUGCCCCCUGGUCUCUGCGCUCCUUCCGCCGGGACAGCCGGCGCAACCGCGAGGCCGUCAAUGUCGAGAUGCGCGAGGCAUCCAUGCGAACGGUGGGUUGGACGCGGGAGAGCACGCGCUUUGUCAUGGAGGGGCCCCUGCAGCUGGCCCAGCCAGCCGAUGGUCAGUGGGUAAAGAAGGGCAGCCGGGCCCUCAAGUUCCAGAACGUGCAGAGCCUGCUGAUGGUGCACACGCAGAGGCCAGGCGACGGGCCCCCUGAUGGCUUGGAGUCCCCAGAGCCUGUGCGGGAUGGUGUGUUGAUACUCAUCAAGGACAAGAGCAGCGGCAAGUUUGCCGUGCUGCGGGAGCCUAUCCGGCUCAGCAACUGCGUGGUGUCCUCGGACCCCGAGUGUGAUGACACCUUCGAGCUGCUGGACAUCCCCCGCGAGGCCUUUGUGUUCCGCGCCAUGGACAAGGCCCGUACCCAGCAGUGGUUCCGGCAGAUCCGGCGGUACGCUCGCGAUUUGGGGCCCUGGAGGAAGAGGCGAAAUGCACUCCCAAACAUCAUGAUCAGCACGGCGCAGAGUCGUUCCUGAGCCUGAGGGGAACCUCAAAAUAGCCGGUUAGCUGUAGCUUGUCCAUGCUAGGAAGACGGCAGUCCUCAGUGAAUUGUGCUGUGUCCCUGAUGUGCAGACCUGUUAGGAGACUCCGCUGGCCACAAUUCCUAGAAUGAUUUGCUGCCACAAAAAUUUACUUCUGUUGAAGAGCAUGAUUGUAAAAUAGACCUACGUUAGUGAGAAUGCUCAAACAAGUGUAAAACUGGAUGUAGCUUAUUCACAAAGAACAGAUUCUUUCUUUUUCCUUUGUUGAAUGAAAUAUACCAUGAGAUUUACCAGCCCAUGUUCCCCUAUUAAGCUGGACAGGCAGCACUCUUCACACCCUUUUUCAUUUAACUGUAAGCUAUCGUAAAGCCAAAUUACAACAGGAAAUUCGAAGCCCGGUGCUGGUUAGGCUUAAUGCAGCCACUCCCGCAUACCACACUCACAGAUAACCUGGGCUUUGGCCCCCCAGCGGUGAUAUAUGGUACAUGCUUCUACACAGUCUGUAGUCUGUGUAUAUCUCUGCUACACGUCACCCCCAAGGUCAACUAGACCAGCGUGCUGUCCGCCACGUGACCAGUCUUUGACAUGUCUCUCUGUCUCUCACACUCAUGGAGUGUUUUUCUUUUUUUUUAUUAGAAGUCUAAGUCACCUGUUUUAAUACUCCACUGGCAGUCUUCAUUUAGUGGAUCAUCAGUUUGCAACAUACACUGUACAACACUGUACGUUUGAUCGCUCGUUUGUUUUCCCUUAAAUGUCUCUGUAAUCUGUAAUUUAUGAGUGUGGAUUUUUGUUUUGGGCACUUUAAAACAAGCAUAUCAUAGCAAGAUAGCACUGUACUGAGAUCCUGAUUCCCAGCUGCUCGUCCUCACCUCUACUGAAGAAUGCUUUUUUCUGUUACAGUUGUUUAUCUUUGGCAUCAUGUGUUACACAAACGCUAUAGAUAGUUAAUAGCAAUAUUUAUGUACCGUGUCAAGCACAGUCUACCUGAAAGAGGGAAAUCACUGUAUCACAGCCCAGGUGCUAAGUCACGGUGUCUGACGGGCCAGAAACAUAUGCUCUUCUGCAGUCUUUUCACUCUGUACAUAUUUAUAAAUGUGUCAAUAACUUUGCAUCUGAAAUGUCCCUCUAUCUUAAACUGCUAAGUAUAUUUUCCUGUAUUUUACAGAAAGUUCAUAUUUCCUCCAUGUAAGAUAUUGUGAAUUGUAAAUUUAAAAAACACAAAUGUGAAA
Molecule: messenger RNA, 4864 nt
Organism: Brienomyrus brachyistius
Lineage: Eukaryota; Metazoa; Chordata; Actinopteri; Osteoglossiformes; Mormyridae
Gene: arhgef49
Exons: 8
Coding region: 780-3629 (949 amino acids)
Biological process (GO): positive regulation of Rho protein signal transduction
Molecular function (GO): guanyl-nucleotide exchange factor activity
Source: RefSeq, a predicted model, not a curated record